AUGGAACCCAAACGUACUCGCGGGCAUGGCCCAUCAACACCAACUCGAAUAAUCAAAGCGCGCCCAAUUCUCGUCUCACAAGUCGUCGAAAAAGAAUUGAAAAUCGCGCCAACCUCCAACACAAAUUCAACUGCAACACCCCAGAAAGAUUUGGCGUCUCCCGCCUUAGCUCCAACUCAUCAAGGUGGUUUAAAAAUGAAAGAAGCCUCGAAAUUCAUCACAGAAUACGGCGAAAUCAGCGAACUUGUGCAAGAAGUGCUGACAAAUAACGUGAAUUUCAAUGUGGUCUCAGCGAUUGGACCACAAGGUUCAGGAAAAUCGACAGUUUUGAGUAUGCUUGCUGGAAAUAAUUCAAGACAUAUGUAUAGAGAUUAUGUGUUUCGACCAGUUUCAAGAGAGGCUAAUGAGUUAUCGAGACAUCAAACUUUGAAAUUGGAUAUUUUUGUGGCGAAUAAUCAUAUUUUUAUUGAUUGUCAACCAAGUCACAGUGUUUCGAUACUUGAAUUUGUUUCAAGAGCUUCCAAAUUUGAUGACACACUUUGUGGAACUGAAACUCUCAAGCUUCUCGCCUUCAUUUUCAGCGUCAGUCAUACAGUUCUCAUCUGCAACGAGAAUAUAAUCGAUCUGAAUUUCAUCAAAACCAUGCGAACCGCCGAAUUAAUCCGUCCGUAUCUCAAGAAUUUCGAGCCAAAAUUGAAUUUGGAGCGAAAAGUGAAUGUGUUGUUUUUGCACACCAAAGCGCAAAAUAUCGAUUUUGCCACGUGUGUUUUGAAGGAGCGGGAAGGGUUGUUGAGAGCGAUGUUUGAGGAUUCGACACAUUUUCGAUUGCCGGAAAUUGGGAAGCGCUUGAUUUUUGUGUUGGCUGAUAUUAAAUUGAGAAGAGAUCAAUUGUGUGGUGAGCGUUUUUUGCCACGUGGCAUUUUGAAAAUCUAUUUGGGAUCCAAAACACAGAAGUUGUGCUACAGUAACCGGUUACUGUAUGUUUCAGCGCGAAAAUUCCAAGUUUUCUGAGCCGAAAAUAUUGAUCUACCAAUUUUUAACGAAAUUUCUACAGUCUGAGAGUUUUUGAUCUCAAAAAACGUGGAUUUUUGCGCUGAAAUCUACAGUAACCAUGGUCCUCGAAGUACUGUACGUUUCAGCGCGAAAUUUGGAAUUUUUUGAGCUCAAAUAAGCCGGGGGUUUUUUUGAAAAUUUCUAACAGUCUGAGCAUUUUUGAUCUCAAAAAACGUGGCUUUUCACGCUGAAAUCUACAGUAACCACAGUCUUCGAGGUACUGUAAGUUUUGACCCGAAAAUUCCAAAUUUUCUACAGUAACCUUGUAUAAUCCCAUUUUUCUCCAGAAAACGCCGAAGCUGAAAACGAAGACGACAUCGAAAAAAGUUUCCAAGAUUUUGACGAGGAAAUCAAUAAAAUUCGAAUAGAGAUUCUGAAAAAUCGCGAUUCCUUCACUGAAAAUAUUGGAGUAAUGGAUGAGAAACGAUGGUAACUUUGCUAGAAAAAAAUCUGCAAUUUUUCUCUGAAAAUUUCAAAAUUUCCAGGGCUGAAAUGUGCCAAGAAGUAAUGAAAGAUCAAACACUUGCCGCCUCACUUCGAGCAUUUCAAAAGCUAUCAAAUGACGCGAAUUUGAUCAAUCAAUAUUGA
Messenger RNA from Caenorhabditis angaria, 1641 nucleotides. The record is from the annotation of a GenBank genome assembly. NCBI's taxonomy places the organism in Eukaryota, Metazoa, Nematoda, Chromadorea, Rhabditida, Rhabditidae.